This is a messenger RNA of Verticillium alfalfae VaMs.102, 1374 nucleotides long. RefSeq names its product SET domain-containing protein. Gene Ontology annotation, molecular function: protein-lysine N-methyltransferase activity. Gene Ontology annotation, cellular component: nucleus. Gene Ontology annotation, biological process: peptidyl-lysine monomethylation. Lineage: Eukaryota; Fungi; Ascomycota; Sordariomycetes; Glomerellales; Plectosphaerellaceae. The coding region runs from base 1 to 1374 and encodes 457 amino acids. The record is from RefSeq and is a predicted model, not a curated record. The transcript has a single exon.
AUGGAGGCGCUCACUUCCUGGGCCAGCUCUCAUGGCGCGGAGCUACAUCCCGCUAUCGAAAUUUUCAACGACAACGAUACUGGCAAUUCUUUUCGUGUGAAAGUCGGGCAGCAGCUUCGUCCUGGUGAGACUAUCGUCACCUGUCCCUUCAGUCUCACACUAUCGUUUCUGAACGCCCUCGACCUGAAGAGCCACGGGCAUGAAUCCCACGAUGACACACAGCCUCUGCCAAGAGAGUUUGUCGAAACUGUACCCCCGCAUAUCGUCGCCCGCUUCUUUCUUAUCAAACAAUACCUCUUAGGGCGCGAGUCCUUUUGGUAUCCCUACAUUUGCACGCUUCCUCAACCGGACCAGUUAUCUUCAUGGAGUCUACCGCCACUGUGGCCUUCUGACGACAUUGAGUUAUUGGAGGACACCAACAUUCACACUGCUGUUGCCGAGAUCAAGGCCCGGCUCAAGGCCGAAUACAAACAGGCUACUCCGCUGCUCGAAGCCUUGCCGAAUGCGAACGACUACACACGCCUCCUCUACCACUGGGCCUACAGCAUUUUUACCAGUCGCAGCUUCAGGCCUUCUCGGGUGGUUCCUGAUCACGAGAGUCUGCCUCUGCCCGAAGGGUGUGCGAUUGAUGACUUUCAUAUCCUGAUGCCCCUGUUCGAUGUUGGAAACCACUCGCAUUCGGCUAAGAUUUCGUGGGAUAUUGCUCCAGGUACGAGCACCACAGUCCUCAAAACGCUCGAUGCAUACGAUUCUGGCGCCCAAGUCUUCAAUAACUACGGCUCAAAGACAAACGCCGAGCUCAUGCUAGCAUACGGCUUCCUCAUCCCCGAAUCGCCGACCGUUCACAAUGACUUCGUGCACCUGCAGCUUCGAACGGCCGACGAAACGGCCUCGUCACUCGCAGACUCUGCCAAGCCGCGCUCCUUCUUCUUCUCUCUCCGCCCGGUCGCUGAUCCAAGCUCUCUGGCGGCCCAUCGGCAGCUGACUCUGCCCGAUAUCGACCAGGCCUCAGUGCUGCCCGCCUUUCGCCACGUGCAAGAUGCCCUCAUUUGGCAGUUGUUCCUCCUCCAGACAACACCCGAGCAGCGAGAUACCAUCAACAUUCCAUCAGACGCCAAGGAUACUGACGAAGAACGCCUGAAGGCCGUGUUGACGGGCAAGCUUCCCGACGGGUUCAGGCCCAUCUUGGAACAGACCAUGGCCAUUAUUCAAGCAAAAGCCAUGCAGGAGCUGGAAAAGCUGGAGCAGUCAGACUUUGAACUAGACAAAGACACGAAUGCCACUCGAAACCAGCGCAUGGUGUACCAGUACCGAUUACAGUGCAGGCAGGUCCUCAUCAACGUGUUGGAGUCUGUAGAGCCACCACCAGAAUGA